Brassica napus (rape) is the source of this 866-nucleotide messenger RNA. Its product is annotated as ras-related protein RABH1a. The transcript is spliced from 6 exons. The coding region runs from base 110 to 724 and encodes 204 amino acids. Gene Ontology annotation, molecular function: GTPase activity; GTP binding. The record is from RefSeq and is a predicted model, not a curated record. Lineage: Eukaryota; Viridiplantae; Streptophyta; Magnoliopsida; Brassicales; Brassicaceae.
UAACCUUUUUGGUACCAUAGUAAACAAAUGUAUAAACGUGAUUAGUGUCAGCUUCCAUUACAAUCCAAAGCCUCAAUUUAAAGAAAGAAAAAAAAGAAGAAGGGAGAGGAUGACACAUCUAGGCAAUUACAAGCUGGUGUUCCUGGGAGAUCAGGCCGUUGGUAAAACCAGUAUCAUUACAUGUUUCAUGUACGGUAACUUUGACACUAAUUAUCAGGCUACAAUUGGAAUUGAUUUUUUGUCCAAAACAAUGCGUCAUGAAGAUACAACUUUUCGUCUGCAAUUGUGGGACACGGCUGGACAAGAGAGAUUCAAAAGCCUAAUACCAAGUUAUAUCAGAGAUUCUUCUGUUGCUGUCAUUGUCUAUGAUGUUGCUAAUAAGCAAUCAUUUAUUAACGCCUCCAAGUGGAUUGAAGAUGUUCGUGCAGAAAGAGGCAAUCAAGUCAUCAUUGCUCUCGUUGGUAACAAAACCGAUCUUGUUCAUCGAAGGCAAGUUUCAAUAGAGGAAGGAGAUAACAAAGCUCGUGAGCUUGGAGCUUUGUUCAUAGAGACUAGUGCAAAAGCUGGAUUCAACAUUAAGCCUCUGUUCUGUAAGAUUGCGUCGGCGUUACAGGGGACUGAAACACAAACUUGGACGAGACAAGAGGAUUUGGUGGAUGUGAACCUAAAGCCAAUGACCAAUUUAUCUCACUCAGAGCAGCAACAAGGAAACUGUUCUUGUUAAAUGAUAUAUUACAUAGCUUUUUAAUUAGAGAGUUAGGAAGACAGAAAAAAACAUUAAUGUGAUUUGAUAAAACUAUUGUUACAACAACCAAGAGCUUCUUUCCGUAUGUGAUAGUUUUUGAACCUGAGUGCAGUGAUCUUUU